Anolis carolinensis (green anole) is the source of this 3051-nucleotide messenger RNA. It is a transcript of the gene iqce, whose product is annotated as IQ motif containing E. The transcript has 19 exons. Bases 101 to 1963 code for a protein of 620 amino acids. The record is from RefSeq and is a predicted model, not a curated record. Lineage: Eukaryota; Metazoa; Chordata; Lepidosauria; Squamata; Anolidae.
UUGACUGGCUGGUUGCCAUGGCCGGUUGCCAUGGAGUCCCUCAAAGCCGGAAGUGUGUGUAUCAAAGGGAGAGAGCGGCUCUGCAGCGAGGAGGGAGGCCAUGUCUGAAGGCCCCAGCGAGACCGCCUCGGAGCCCGGGCCCCAGAGGGAAAAGGCAGAGGAGAGUCUUUCUUCGCUUAGCUAUGAGUCGGACACCAAACUGAAAUUGAAGAAGAAACCAGCUCGCAUGUCACCCAUAUCACCAAAAUCUCCAUAUCUCUCUACAUGGGCUGGAUUUUCAAGAUCAUUUAAAGGCAGAGAGAGAAAGAAAAGUGAAAUCCCUUCGGUCAAGUCAUCAGGGCAGCUGUGGCGUGGAACACUCAGACAAGGUACCAGAGCAGGCGAGAAAAACCCAGACCUUCCCCUUGGUGCUGCGCUGUCCGCUCUCCCUGGCAGCACUCCAGAAUAUCUGAAGGAAGCAUUGGGCAUGAAGAAGCCAAACCAUGCUCGCUUCUCCAGCAGUGGCUAUAUCCCUGGAACGCCAGACUACAAAGAAAAGGAAGAUAUGUAUGAUGAAAUUAUUGAAUUAAAGAAGACUAUACAAACCCAGAAAAAUGAAACAGAUCGGAUGAAAACAAAGCUUCGGCGAUUGGAGGAGGAAAGCAGCCGAAAGGACAAGCAAAUUGAACAGCUGCUGGAUCCUUGCAGAGGAUCGGAUUUUGCAUGUCUACGGCCAGAGCUGAGGACUGAUUCCAAUUUGGUCGUCGGUGGAUUGAAGCGAAAGAUUCUCAAACUGGAACAGCAAUGCAAAGAGAAAGACAACACUAUUCAAAAACUCCAGACAGACGUGAAGACCACGAAUGUGGAAGAAAUGAAAAUUGCCUUGAAGAAUUACUAUGAGGAGAGCCAUCGACUCCAGAUCCUGCUGGCAAAAUCAAAGGCUGUGCAACGAAACUCUCCUGAGCGCUCACAGCAGAAGGUGCUCAACGCCACGAUCCUCCAGUUUUCCAGGAGCAUCAGAGAGUUGCAAGAAGAGAAUCGGAAACUGAAAGAAGAUUUGGAUCGCAUAUUGUGCAGCUCUCCUGCCCCCAGUAAAACCAAAAAUUACACUGAAUGGAGCAAACAGAGGCUGAUUCGACAGAUUGCAAAGCUGGAGAAAAAAAUAGAUGGUCUGGAGAAUGACAGGCGACAGCUUUCACAAGUCAGUGCUUCACGUGUGCUUACCCCAUCAGAUUCUGCACACUCGGAUCCGUCUUUUGCUGAUCCUCCAGAGGACUUUGAGCAUCUACACCAGAUAAUAAAGAAAUUGAAAAGUCAAAGGGUUGUCCUUCAGGAUCAGCUGGCUCUUAAAGAGAAAGAAAUACAGCAGUUGAGAGAGAAAGUGAGAGAACUGGAGAAAAACGAAGAAAUACAUUCUAGACAGACUGGGAUGGAUGCCACAGAGCCGCCUGACCAGCAGUCACACUCAGUUUCUAUGCUACGUUUAAAGAAAAUAAACUUUGUGUUUUCAUCUCCUUGCUCUGCGGAACGUCAGAAGGAAGAGCAAGCGGCUCAAGUCAUCCAGAGGCAAUGGAAGGCCUAUAAAGCCAAGACUGCAGAUUCAUCCUGUGGGUCCAGCCCAUCACAAAUAACUGCUGAUUACAGCAUUGGAGAAGAUGAUGUGAGGCUGAUUCAGUCAGUUUUCCGGGCUCACAUCUCAAGGAUGCAACAUCAAGAAAGGUCACUGGUCUCUAGCCUCGAGAGUCUGAAAGCAAACCCAGUUGCCUUCACUGGAGAAGAAAAGCCAACCUGGUCUCCAUUCAGACAUCCCCCUCUUGCCUUCGCUUUAGUGCCAACCACAUCUUCCUCACCUCCUCCUUCACCACUUGUGGAUGAAAUCCACUCGGACGACUCAGAUGACAUUAUCACAGUGUCUCCGUUGCCGGUGAAGAAAACAUCUCUUGAUUUCCACAGCUAUCUGCCACCUUCUCCCGGCCUGAGCUAGGAGCCAAGCUUUGUUGUCUCUGCUUGGCUGGAUGGAACUGAACAGCACAUUAUGGAGAGAGCUGGAGAUGAUACACAUUGGGUUACUGUGAGUGUUCUGGCUGUAUGGCCAUGUUCCAGAAGCAUUCUCUCCUGAUGUUUUGCCCACAUCUAUGGCAGGCAUCCUCAGAGGUUUUGAGGUUUGUUGGAAACUAGUCACGUGGGGUUUAUACAUCUGCCUAGACUCCAACAGACUGCACAACCUCUGAGGAUGCCUGCCAUAGAUGUGGACGAAACGCGAGGACAGAAUGCUUCUGGAAUAUGGCCAUACAGCCUUUGACAACACAAUUAUACACAUUUCCUGGGAAGUUUUGAUUCGAAGGGUCAUCCAUCGCAAAUCUAUUCCCCCACGAUUCUCCUGCAUUGAUAAAUCCUACCUCUGCUGCUGCUUCCACCUCUGGGACCAGCUCAGGCUGAUCAAGUUUUCACGGCAGGGCUUCUAAGGUGACAAAAAACAGACCAAAGGCCAAUCAAAGCCAGGAUUCUGAUCCCAGUACAGCCAGUUAGAUGCCCAUAAGGACGGCCUGAGCCACUAACAUACUCCUGCUGGGGUUAAUAGUAAUAGAGGCAUUUUGCCUCUCAUGUUACAGAUAAUAUAUAUUGUGUCAUGAUGGUGGAGCUAUUGAUAGACAGAUUCACAAAGGAUAGGACUGAGCCUUGUGGCACAGAGAGAGCGGGGGGGGGGGGGGAGAUAUUCCAGUUUUUUUACCAUUCAGGUUUUGUAAUCCCAUCAGCUUUGAUGCCAUAAAAGUCCAUGUUCUAGCAGAAAGUAUAAAAAACACAGCCAGCUCCUGGGCUUCACAGGGCUCUUGUUCUAACAGCAACCAGAGCCAAAGGCUUCAAAGGCUUCAGAGCAGAAGGAGAGCUCUGGGAAGAGGCAGGCAAUUUGCUACGAGCUGUAAAGGAGUUGGGGGCCACAUUCAACUGAUGGCUUUUCCGCAGAACGAGCCCCCCUAACUACUUAAUCUCCCAGCAAUUCCAUCAAACUUUCUCGUUCUUUCUUUUACUGCAAACCAUUUAUAUAUUAAAAUCUGUAAUGAAUAGACCAUC